AUGAUAGUGGUUGGAGGUGGUAUCUCCGGAAUCUGUGCAGCAAUUGCGGCAGCUGAGAACGGUGCAUCAGUCAUUGUCCUUGAUCGUGCCUAUGGCGGAGGCGCAUCAGCUAUCUCAGCAGGUGUGAUCUAUGCCGGGGGCGGCACGAAACAGCAAAGUAGGGCAGGUUAUGGGGACGACUCUCCUGAGAACAUGUAUCAGUAUCUUCGACAUGAGGUUGGAGAUGCCGUAGAUGAUGCAACGUUGAGGAGAUUCUGUGAGGAAAGUGCUCCGAAUAUGGAAUGGCUUGAGAGGCAUGGAUGCCAGUUUGACAGUAACGAGAAGGCCUAUCCGUUUGCCCACCUGGCAAAACCAGCACCUAGAGGCCACAAACCAGUAGGCAAGGGCUCUGGCGGGAUGGGAAUGACAGGCGCAGACCUUUGGCAAGCUCUAUUUGACUCAGCUUCGCGACUGGGGGUAAAAUUUGAGCCGGCAAGCAGGGUCACAGAGAUCCUCAUGGACAGUGGUGGCCGAGUGAACGGCGUCCACUACUCAACCCUCGCCAACGGGCCAUGGUGGGCCGUAAGGUCCUAUAAGUGGCUAUCCAAGGCAGCUUUGAAUUAUCAAGCUACUUUUCAGCCAUUGUCAAGUUUUUUAGACUGGAUUGCGGAGUUUAUCUUCGUAAGAGGUGCCCAUGAAGAGAGAUUGGGGUCUCCCACCGUUGUAUUGGCUGCCGGCGGGUUUAUCAUGAACAAGGCAAUGACCCAAGAAUUUGCGCCGUGGGCUCGAAAAACGGCAACCCUGGGGACCGUUGGUGAUGACGGAAGCGGUAUUCGACUCGGCCAGUCUGUUGGCGGCAGUAUCUCCCACAUGGAUCGCAUAUCAGCAUGGCGGCUAUUGUAUCCCCCCGAAAGUCUACUGGAAGGAAUCAUUGUUUCCCAGAGCGGUGAAAGAAUUGCAGCUGAGGACCUGUACGGUGGCUCUUUCACUGACAUCAUGAUUGAGCGUUCAGACGGACAAGGCUUUCUGAUCUUGGACUCGGUGCAAUGGAAAAAGAUCAGUGAUAGCAACUGGACCAUUCUAUGGUAUCGACGUAUCCCUGCGGAGUUCUGGAUUGUUAAUGGUUCCAGCACUGACAUUAGGAGGUCUUCGCGUCGACGGCAGAUCAGGGCUAGUGCUAAACAGAGCUGA
Neoarthrinium moseri is the source of this 1170-nucleotide messenger RNA. RefSeq lists its product as uncharacterized. Bases 1 to 1170 code for a protein of 389 amino acids. NCBI's taxonomy places the organism in Eukaryota, Fungi, Ascomycota, Sordariomycetes, Amphisphaeriales, Apiosporaceae. Gene Ontology annotation, cellular component: plasma membrane. The transcript is spliced from 4 exons. The record is from RefSeq and is a predicted model, not a curated record.